Messenger RNA from Tricharina praecox, 1386 nucleotides. RefSeq names its product phosphatase 2C-like domain-containing protein. The record is from RefSeq and is a predicted model, not a curated record. The transcript is spliced from 5 exons. Gene Ontology annotation, biological process: protein dephosphorylation. Gene Ontology annotation, molecular function: protein serine/threonine phosphatase activity; cation binding. The coding region runs from base 1 to 1386 and encodes 461 amino acids. NCBI's taxonomy places the organism in Eukaryota, Fungi, Ascomycota, Pezizomycetes, Pezizales, Pyronemataceae.
AUGUUUGGUAGCGGCGGCAACAUCAACGACGCCAGUAACAGCAACGACGCCAGCUCGCCCGGCUCCCCGCCCGACAGUAAGGAGGGCGGCGAGUCCUCUGUCGGCUCCCCCUCCUCUUCUUCGUCGCAUCGUCGCUCCGAAAAGGACAAGAAGGAGGAGAAGCCGUCCCACCACAAGAAGAAGACGUCGAAGGCACGCGAUCUGAUCACUUCGGCGAAGAACUCCAUCGGCGGCGCCAUCAACAGCAUCGCGGCUGAGGACAAGAAGAAAUCCUUCCGCGUGCUCCCGAGCACCGACCAAGAUGUGCAGCUGGUAUCCCCCGGCUACCUGAACAAUGCCGCGGGCGACUCGAGACCCGGGCCCAGAACCACGUUUCGCGUCGGCGUCACGGAAGACAAGAACAAAAAGUGCCGCAGGACUAUGGAGGACACGCAUUCGUUCCUGUACAACUUCCUCGCGAGCAGUCCGGACGGCGAUAGCCCGGCCGAGGAGGACUCGGAUAACGGGUACUUCGCCAUCUUUGACGGACACGCGGGCACCUACGCUGCUGAGUGGUGCGGACGCCGGCUGCAUCAUGUGCUCGAGGAGAUGAUCCGCAAACAUCCGAAUACGCCCAUUCCGGAGCUGCUCGAUAUGACGUUUACAAACUGCGACGGCCAGCUCGAGAAGUUGCCGGUAAAGAAUAGUGGUUGCACAGCGGUGUGUGCAGUGCUGCGCUGGGAGGAUAGAGCCGCCCCUGGCUUGCAUCUGCCCACCGCCGCCGUGGAACCCCGCGAGAAGAAUAGCACUACCGCCGCCGUAAGCGACGAGAACGCAAAACCGAACUCAUCCCCGACGCCUCCCGCGACGCGUACCGAGAGACAGCGUGUCCUCUAUACCGCCAACGUCGGAGACGCAAGAAUCGUGUUGUGUCGCGGUGGAAAGGCUUUGAGGUUGAGUUAUGACCAUAAGGGUAGUGACGAGAAUGAGGGAAAGAGAGUCGCCAAUGCGGGUGGUUUGAUCUUGAACAACCGUGUCAAUGGUGUUUUGGCUGUCACUCGUGCUCUCGGAGAUAGCUACAUGAAGGAGUUGGUGACUGGGCAUCCAUACACGACCGAGAGCGUCGUCCAGCACGAUCUCGACGAGUUCAUCAUCCUAGCAUGCGACGGUCUAUGGGACGUCUGCACCGACCAGGAAGCCGUCGACCUCGUCCGCUACGUCAAAGACCCGCAGGAGGCCAGCAAGAUUCUCGUCAACCACGCGUUGAGUCGCAUGUCGUCCGACAACCUGAGCUGUAUGAUUGUGCGGUUAGAUCCGAGCGGGAAGUUUGAGGGCGUCGACUCGUCGCCCAUUGGUUCUCCAGAGCCGAAAGCGGAUGCGGGCGAGGACUGGCGAGAAGGUCGCUAA